Molecule: messenger RNA, 1053 nt
Organism: Xenopus tropicalis (tropical clawed frog)
Lineage: Eukaryota; Metazoa; Chordata; Amphibia; Anura; Pipidae
Gene: kcnmb4
Product: potassium channel subfamily M regulatory beta subunit 4
Biological process (GO): potassium ion transmembrane transport; potassium ion transport
Cellular component (GO): membrane
Molecular function (GO): calcium-activated potassium channel activity
Source: RefSeq, marked provisional
CCUGAUGAGUCGGUGCCACCCAGUGUGAAGUCUCUGUGCAGAUGCCACCCAGCCACACGCCAUGGCAAAGAUCCGAGUGGCUUACGAGUACUCAGAAGCCGAAGACAAAAGCAUCCGCUUGGGAUUAUUUCUCAUCAUCUCCGGUGUGAUCUCUCUCUUUAUCCUGGGCUUCUGCUGGCUGCACCCGGCUCUGCUGGAGAUGCAGGGCAAAACCGCCAACUGCACGGUGCUGUCUGUGCAGCAGAUCGGGGAGACGUUUGAGUGCACCUUCAGCUGCGGGAGUGAGUGUAAGGGCACCUCUCUGUACCCCUGCCUGCAGAUCUAUGUCAAUAACUCCGAGUCCAAUUCGCGGGCUCUGCUUCACCAAGACGAGCGGCAGCUCAUCAGCAAUCCCAAGUGUUCCUAUAUUCCGCCCUGCGAAAGAGAAAACCAGAAGAACUCUGAAAACGUUCUCAGCUGGCAAGAAUACUGGAAUAACGAAAUUGGAUUUCAAACCUUUACUUGCUAUUUUAAUAAGCACAGAAGGCCAGAAGAUGUGCUUCUGAGAAGAACUCAUGAUGAAAGUGUUCUCCUGCACUGCUUUCUGUGGCCACUAGUUACUUUUAUGGUGGGUGUGCUAAUUGUAGUUCUCACCAUCUGUGCAAAAUGCCUUGCUGUGAAAGCGGAAGCUAUUCAGAAGAGAAAGUUUUCAUAAAAGAAAUAAGACUGAUAAAGCAGCUUUACAAGCCAAUACCCAGUAAUACUUAUAGUCCUCUUCUUGCCUUUCCAUCACUAUUUUAAUGUACUUGGAUCUCUGAGGAUGAAGAAUGCAUUAAUUAUCAUAUUCACAGACUCUGUGACUGUGAUUUUCCUUGGGAAGGCUGCCCAGAGAAGGUCAGAGGAAGAUAUCUAACGAGAUAUAUAGAGACUUAUAUUUGGCAGAGUGUAUAGGAAACGGAGAAAGUUACAUUUCACCUUGAUGAUAACAUAGUUUUUUAGUUGGUAUAUGAAAUAUCAAGAUUUCAGUUUAUUUUGUAUCACCUAUUUCUGAGCUAUUAAAAUGUGCUUUUUUUA